This is a messenger RNA of Symbiodinium necroappetens, 592 nucleotides long. NCBI's taxonomy places the organism in Eukaryota, Dinophyceae, Suessiales, Symbiodiniaceae. The record is from the annotation of a GenBank genome assembly.
GAUCUCGGACCCCAUCUUUGGCACCGUGGUCUACUCCUAUGCAAGGCUCUCGGAAUCCUGGGAGGACUUUUUGGAUGCCUUUCAGUUUCCGAAGGGCUCUCCUAUUCGUCAACACAUCCGGCAGCUCUUCUCGCGUGAGGACCUGGACGCACAGUUCCAGAGGCUUUUCGACGUCUUGUGCACUGGAUCAACAAUGAACCGUCACGACUUCGAACACUUCAGCCGUGGUAUCCAGGGGCAUCUGCACAUUCUCACCGACAAGAAGACGAAGAUCGCGCUGCUGUCGCCGACACAGGAGGACCUACAGUGGAUCGCAGCAAACUUCGAGAAAGCCUUCCCGGAGGAGCGGCCACUGAACCGGCAGAACUUUCCGGACGUCGCGAAGCUCGUGCUCUUACGCCGUGUGGUCCGGACGCUCAUCGAGUUUGUUGGUAUCGACCACAUCCAGGGGGGUAUGGCUGCUCCUUUGGUGGUCGAUAUCGCUGUGAACCUGGGAUCUGCAAAGGGUCCCCCGUUUCGAAUCCACACCGUGGCGCCGAGCUCGCGGCCAACCCUGGAAAGCGGCGAAAGACUCAACGCCAUCUCCGAGUAG